Messenger RNA from Daldinia vernicosa, 1893 nucleotides. Its product is annotated as FAD dependent oxidoreductase. The transcript has a single exon. NCBI's taxonomy places the organism in Eukaryota, Fungi, Ascomycota, Sordariomycetes, Xylariales, Hypoxylaceae. The coding region runs from base 435 to 1718 and encodes 427 amino acids. Gene Ontology annotation, molecular function: oxidoreductase activity. Gene Ontology annotation, cellular component: cytoplasm. The record is from RefSeq and is a predicted model, not a curated record.
GUCGCAUUUAACUGAGCGUGUUUACCUAUAAUACGAUGUAAAGUAGAUUUCUAUAUCUGAAAUCUAUAGAGUAGCAAUUAUAAAGGGAAACCUAUUAUUCCCCCAUACACUCGAACCUCAAGUUUCAGUCCGUGAUUCUAAUUGAAAUAUCGGGUUUAAACGGUGUCAAGACAUGAAUAUCUCAUUGCACCGAACAUAUUCCCCAGUUACUUCGAAUAAGAUAUAUCUUUUUAUUGCUCUAUAUUAGACAAUGGACCAACGCGCCGCAAUCCCCGUUACUCUACCGAGAGAGAACCCCACCCGGAGCUACUGGCAGCUUGAACCCCACGAGAUCGCCGACGUGCGCACGACUGAUUUAUUGCCGGGGAAGGCGGAAGUUGUAAUUAUUGGAAGUGGGAUCACAGGGGCUGCAAUGGCUUUCAACUUGCUAGAGAAUGGUACUCGCGACAUUGUCAUGCUGGAGGCUCGACAGGCAUGCUCGGGCGCAACAGGACGGAACGGUAUAUUCUUGUUUAUAUUCUUGUUCCGGAAUACUUAUAAUAUGUUUUCUUAAACUGACCUUACGUGUUAUAGGCGGCCACACGAAGGCGGCGUCCUACCUCUCAUUCCAAGAGCAUGAGAAGCAUCAUGGCACUGCUAUGGCUGUCAAGAUCUCUCGUCUCGAGCUGGCUAACAUUCGCGCCGUGCACGCGUUUGCAAGGGAACACGGGAUUGAGUGCGAUAGCCACCCUUGCGAUACAGUAGACGUGGUUUAUGACUCAGCGCGAUGGGAGUUCGACCAGCGCGCUGUUAAGGCUAUGCAGGAUGCCAUGCCUGGCGACGAUGCCUCUGUCUAUGCUUUGCAUAGUACCGAAGAAGUACGCUCCAAAUUCUUCUGUGGCCAGGGAGGAGAUGAGGAAGUAUAUGGUGGCUUAUCGUAUGAGGCAGGAAGUCUGAAUUCCUACAAGUUUACUAUAGGCGUGCUGAAAUUGUGCUUAGAGAAGGGCCUUAACUUGCAAACCAAUACCCCUGCGCUCAAUCUGGAAAGGCUCGAGGGUGGUGGUUGGAAGGUAGAAACACCCAGGGGCUCUGUAGAAGCGCAGAAGGUUGUACUGGCUACAAAUGGAUAUACCGCGAGCAUCUGGAAGAGAUUCCAAGGAGUCAUCGUUCCGCUACGUGGACAUGUUACUGCGCAGCGACCCGGUUUAAGCAUACCGAAGGAUCGCCUAGCAGGCUCAUACAGCUUUUUCAGUAAAAAGGGAUACGAUUACAUGAUUCAACGACCGCGAGGCACGCAGUUUGAGGGGGAUAUCGUAAUCGGCGGGGCUCUCUCUAAGGCUGUUGCAGAUGGUCUCGAGGAGUAUGGGACGACAAAUGAUACUACACUUAACAAUGACAUCGUAAAAGCUCUUGAAGACAGCCUACCGAGAUACUUCGGUGAUAACUGGGGUAAAGAUGACCAAGAAGGGCGAAUACGUAAUGUGUGGACCGGUAUCAUGGGAUAUAGCCCCGAUGGUUUCCCUUUCGUCGGUGAGGUUCCGGGAGAGAAAGAUCUUUGGGUCUCUACUAGUUUCCAAGGUCACGGCAUGGUUCUCUGCUGGAUGUGCGCCCGCGCGCUCACGACUAUGAUGAAUGGUCGUUCGGAUGAGAACAAGGGGUUGAAUUCGUGGUUCCCUGAAGUAUUCAGGAUUACCGAAGAGAGAAUGCGCCUGAUUUUCAAGGGUCGCCUACGUAACUGAACUGGAGUACUGAUGUCGACAUGCUUUAUGCUUUGAAGCCUGUUGUUAGUAGUGAAAAGAAUGGUGAAUGUGUGAGAUGGACCGGUUUUGCUUCGUUAUAAGUGAAGUGGGAGGUCUGUCCUACCUUAUUAAAAUUCUUGCUGAUAUUUUUACCUGGCAGCCGUCCCUUAACUGC